Chrysoperla carnea is the source of this 3213-nucleotide messenger RNA. RefSeq lists its product as uncharacterized. Bases 1 to 3213 code for a protein of 1070 amino acids. NCBI's taxonomy places the organism in Eukaryota, Metazoa, Arthropoda, Insecta, Neuroptera, Chrysopidae. The transcript is spliced from 3 exons. The record is from RefSeq and is a predicted model, not a curated record. Gene Ontology annotation, molecular function: protein binding.
AUGGACGAUGAAAAAGACGAAGAUGAUUUUAAAGUGAAAAGGACGUACGUUGCUGGGCCAUGGAUAACGACGAUGAAGAUUCUGAUUCGACGGUACCCAACAGACAAAUGUGGGUCCAGCAGUAGCAAAACAAGUUACUAUUUAUUACAUGAUAAAGAUAUGGCUUGGAAAUUAUCGAAAAAUUUGUGUUGUGAUCAAGAAUCACUAAUAAAAAUUAUUUUAAUGAUAUUAAUAUUUUGUAUACAAGGAUUAUACACGGAUUGUCCACGUUCUUGUGAAUGUAAAUGGAAGAAUGGUAAAGAAUCCGUUAUCUGUAUAAAUGCAAAUUUGUCAUCAAUUCCAUUACAAUUGGAUGCUGGAACACAAGUAUUAGAUUUAACUGGCAAUAAUGUUGUUACAAUAAAAAAUGAUGAAUUCAGUACAGCUGGUUUGUUGAAUUUACAAAAAGUUUACGUUGCAAAAUGUCAUUUAAAAACAUUAGAUCGAUACGCAUUUAGACAUUUAACGAAUCUUGUUGAAUUAGAUUUAAGUUUUAAUGCAUUACCAGCAAUUCCGUCACAUACGUUCGAAUCAAUACCAGAAUUAAGAGAGUUGCGUUUAAGUGGUAAUCCUAUACAAAGAAUAAUGAACGAUGCAUUUAUACAUGUUCAGCAAUUAGUCAAAUUAGAAUUAAGUAAUUGUAAAAUUGGUACAGUGGAAUCGCGUGCUUUUUCUGGUUUAGAAAAUUCCUUAAAAUGGUUGCAUUUAGAUCAAAAUCGUAUCAGUGAUAUACGAUCAACAACAAUAACAUCACUACAAAAUUUACAUGGUAUUGAAUUAGCUGGUAAUCCAUGGAAUUGUUCAUGUACGUUACGGCCGUUACGUGAAUGGAUGGAACGAAAUAAAAUUCCAUAUGGUAUACCACCCAUAUGUCGUUCACCACCGCGACUCGCGGAUAAACUAUGGGAUCGUUUACAUAUCGAUGAAUUUGCAUGUGCACCUGCAAUUGAAGCAUACAUUCCGAAAGCAUACGGUAUGGAAGGUCGUAAUGUAACACUUAGUUGUAAAAUUGGUGGUGUUCCUGAACCAAAUGUACGUUGGUUAUUAAAAAACCGUGUAAUUGCUAAUUUAUCCGGUGUACCGUAUAAUAACGGGAAAAAAUUAUAUGUUUUACAUUUACAAAAUCAAGCAAGCAAUUUAACAAUACUCACCGCUGAUAUGCAAGACGCUGGUGUUUAUGUAUGUGCAGCAGAAAAUAAAGCUGGACGUGCAGAAGCUAGUGUUACGUUAGCAGUGUCAAGACGUCCGGCUGAAGGAACUUUAUCCAGUCGUUUAGCAGUUAUUUGUGUUAUAGUGGGUGUAAUAUUCGUCCUAACGUCUUUUAUGUUUCUUGUGUGUGUGUGCGGUGUGCGAAAGCGACAACAGGCACGUGGUUUAAAUGAAUCACAACGUGCACGCGAAGAGAGUUACGAGAAAAUUGAAAUGAACAAUAAAGUGAAUGUGAAUCGAAAUAAUUGUAAUACAGGACCAAAUAGUGGCAACGGUAUUGUGCCUACGGGACCCGGUGGUGUAGUGGAAGUGAUGACUGCUGCACGACGGCGUGGUGAUUAUCGUGGUGUACCUACUGCUGAUACUGAUGUUGAAGUGGAUGAUGGAGAUGAUGUUGGCUAUGAAGAUGAUAUUGAGAAUACGCCAACGCCAUCAACGACUACUAAUCGAGAUACAAUAAAGCACUGGUCGAGUUACAAUGAUGAUAGAAUAGCACCGUUAAAUGUCAGUCAUUGGAAUAAUGAAACGACCAAUUUAGAAGCAGAUUUACAUAUACCGAGACGGAAUGCUUACACAGAAAGCAAUAACCGAGACGAUUGCAAGAAACUCCCAAGGUCAACAUCUGGUACAUUUAAUGAGUUAUCUUCGCACAGUACAAGUGGUACUUUUCAAUCAGAUUUAUUCGAUAACAGCAAUAACAGCAGUUUUCAUCAACAUUUACAAAAUGUUCCAGGCACAAGUUUAAAUGCUAGUGGGAAUAUAAAUAUUCAACGACGUGCUGGGAACGAUAUAUUUAAUGUAACAUCAAAUGGUCUUUCACAAAUGUUACAUCCGCAUGUGAUGCGAAAGCAAGUUUUAGAGAAUAACAGUGGUAGUCUUUAUACAACAUCACCAAUUACAUCAAUCCCAUCAACAAAUACUGAUUCUACGAAUCAAAAAAGAAAUUAUCCUGAUUUAUUAGAAUUACCAACGACAUCAGCAGCAUAUAAUAAUCGCGAUCAACAAAGUGUUUUCAAUCAGAACAUGAAUGAAAAUAAUCAGUACGGUCGUAAACAAAUGGAUAAUUUACAUUGUACGCUACCACGAAAAUCGCGUGGUAUCACAAACAGUUUAUAUAACCGGGCCAGUGCAAAGUGUCAUAAUAGUACAGACAGUGAAGCGCCAUUAUUAGCGGAUAGUAUUAGUCGUUACAGUAGUAGUGGGGGUGAAGAUAAUUCCGAGAACUAUUAUAAUUCAAAUCGACGAUUUUCUGUUGAUGAAUCAAGUGGAAGUUAUACGUGCAAUAAUAGUCGUAUCGGUGGUGUUCAACAACGGUCCAAUAGUUUUUUAAAUUUAUCAUCAACCGAACGACAAUUACGUAAUCAACAAAGUUUACCAACAUCUCCACAAGCAUUCGAUAAUAAUAUUGCAACACCAUUACUAAAUAUCAAUAAUUUGGAUACAAAUCUACAAAGUACAUAUUUAUCAUCUCAUACAUCACCGGAAACAUCAACAAAUGCUAAUACAUACGAUUAUCAUGCAGCACAAUUGGAACGGUUCUUAGAAGAGUAUCGUAAUUUACAAGAACAGUUAAAUAAAAUGAAAGAAACUUGUGAAGGUAUACGACAAAACGAUCAAAAUCUUCGUAGUGGUGGAACCAAUCCUGCAACAACAUCACCUAUGACUGGUGCGUUUAUGGAUCCUUUGCUCUAUAAUAAUGUAGGUGUGACGACGCCAUCGGCGGAGGAUGAUGAAAGUGUACCACCUAAAUCAAUAUUAAAAAAUAAAAGUGGAACACCUACAAUGGCUUCAAGUUUACUAUCACCAUUAAGUAAUAAUAUACCGGAUGCUGCAUCACCAUUAACGUUAACUCCUGGUGAUUAUACAGGAGAUGAUACAUCAUCACCAUAUUGGUUACCACGAAAUGCAUUAUUAAAACGUUUUAAUGGUAACAAUGGCGGAAAUAGUUAUAAUUUUCAAAGCUGA